Marmota monax (woodchuck) is the source of this 1234-nucleotide messenger RNA. RefSeq names its product glutathione S-transferase alpha-3. The coding region runs from base 182 to 844 and encodes 220 amino acids. The transcript is spliced from 7 exons. Gene Ontology annotation, biological process: glutathione metabolic process; xenobiotic metabolic process. NCBI's taxonomy places the organism in Eukaryota, Metazoa, Chordata, Mammalia, Rodentia, Sciuridae. Gene Ontology annotation, cellular component: extracellular exosome; cytosol. The record is from RefSeq and is a predicted model, not a curated record. Gene Ontology annotation, molecular function: glutathione transferase activity.
CCCUCUUCUCUCUCUCUCUCCUCUCCCCCUCCCUGUUUCUCUCUCUGUUUCUGGCAGCCUGCUGCCUAUCUUGUACUUCAAAUAUAAACACCAGAAAAUUAGCUAGAUAUUCUCUAAAUCCCUCUUCUCAGAAGAUUCCUUUGGCUCAAGAAAGAAAGAGAAAACAAGACACACAAUUGUGAUGGCCAAGCCUGUGCUUUACUACUUCAAUUCACGGGGCAGGAUGGAGUCCAUCCGGUGGCUCUUGGCUGCAGCUGGAGUAAAGUUUGAAGAGAACUUGGUGAAAACUCGAGAAGACAUGAAAAAGUUAAUAAAAAAUGGGAGUUUGAUGUUCCAGCAGGUGCCCAUGGUGGAGAUCGAUGGGAUGAAGCUGGUGCAGACCAGAGCCAUUCUCAACUACAUUGCUGCCAAAUACAACCUCUAUGGGAAGGACAUAAAGGAGAAAGCCCUAAUUGAUAUGUAUUCAGAAGGUGUGGCAGAUUUGAAUGAAAUAAUUCUUCAAUACCCCUUCCUUCCACCUGGGGACAAAGAUGAAAGCCUUACUCAGAUCAAAGAGAAAUCUAGAAAUUGUUAUUUUCCUGGCUUUGAGAAGGUGUUAAAGAGCCACGGAGAAGACUACCUGGUUGGCAACAGGCUGAGCAAGGCUGACGUUCUCCUCACUGAACUUCUCUACCACACAGAAGAGCUGGACUCCAGCAUUCUGGCCAACUUCCCUCUACUGAAGGCCCUGAGAACCAGAGUCAGCAACCUGCCCACAGUGAAGAAGUUUCUGCAGCCUGGCAGCCAGAGGAAGCCCUUUGAAGAUGAGAAAUUUGUUGAAGAAUUAAAGAAGAGUUUUGGUUAAAUAAGGCUGGACAUUCAAAAUCAAUAUUCUAUAUUUUUGUAACAAUGAAAUGCUUUGCCUAAAUGUUGAUACUGAUUACUGUGAAUCUAAAAAGGUUUUCCAAAGUUAAUGUACUAAUUCAGUUAGAAAUGAGCUAUGCAGAAUUCUUUGCAAUCCAAUCUGUUUGUUCUUGAUGAAGUCUGAAAUCCUGAUCACCUCCUAGGAUAUCUCCUUGAAUUUAAAUAAAAAAGAGAAUAUAUCCAAAAAUUGUCAUAUAACAUCUGUCAUAUACUAUGUCAAAGAAAAUUAUGUAGAAACUUUCAAACCAUAUUUUGAUCUUUGCAAAAAUGUUCUUUCCUUUUGUGUUUUGUUUCCUUUCUCACCCAAAUAAAUAAAUUUUGUAAAGAAUCA